Messenger RNA from Hirsutella rhossiliensis, 1104 nucleotides. RefSeq names its product glycosyl hydrolases family 18 domain-containing protein. The record is from RefSeq and is a predicted model, not a curated record. Gene Ontology annotation, cellular component: extracellular region. Gene Ontology annotation, molecular function: chitin binding; chitinase activity. NCBI's taxonomy places the organism in Eukaryota, Fungi, Ascomycota, Sordariomycetes, Hypocreales, Ophiocordycipitaceae. Gene Ontology annotation, biological process: chitin catabolic process; carbohydrate metabolic process. Bases 1 to 1104 code for a protein of 367 amino acids. The transcript is spliced from 4 exons.
AUGCGCUGUUCCGCGUCGGACGUCUUGGCUGCAGCCACUGCUGCCUCGGCUGGCCCGAGAUACAUCAUGUACUUGGACCAAUACCACCUCACCACUCUCCCCCCCAAGGACAUCACCGCCGGCGUCAACGUUGUCAUCACGGCCUUUGCUCCCUCCGCCACCUUCAACAACGGCUCCGAAUACACUCCCUUCAAGCCUCUCAAUGAGAUCCGCGAAAUGUUUGACAGCGGAACAAAGGUGUGCAUGGCCAUUGGCGGCUGGGGCGACCUCGAGGGCUUCGGCAUCGGCGCUGCCACCGACGAGUCCCGCAAGACCUUUGCCAAGAACGUGGCCAACACCGUCGAGAAGCUGGGCUAUGACUGCGUGGACGUUGACUGGGAGUACCCCGGUGGCAACGGCGAGGACUACAAGAACAUAACCAACGAUAAGAAGACGAGCGAGAUCGAGUCGUAUCCGAUGCUCCUGUCCGAGAUCAAGCAGGCCAUUGGAGACAAGGAGCUGUCCAUCGCCGUGCCCGCCAGGAAGCCCGACUUGAUUGCCUACACCGCUGAGCAAAUGCCCAAGGUCAACGCAGCCGUCGAUUUUGUCAACGUCAUGACGUACGACAUCAUGAACCGCCGAGACAACGUGACCAACCACCAAAGCUCCGUCGUGGACUCCAAGGCAACAAUCGAAAUGUACAUGGAGCUCGGCGUGAAUGCCAGCAAGAUGAAUCUCGGCUUCGCUCUUUACGCCAAGUUUUUCGAGACAGACGGCGAGUGCACGCAGUCCGUCGGCUGCCCGACUGUUCUGCUCGAGUUUGAGAACGGCACCGACACGCAAAAAUCUGGGGCCGUAACGUUUGAGACGCAGAGUUUCAGCGACCCCGCCUUCGCCGAGGCCCUGAAGAAGGGCAACCUGGACUCUGAGCGUGGAGGCCAGUGGUACUGGGACCCGGCGACCAAGAAGUACUGGACCUGGGACACGCCCCAGCUCGUGACUCGCAAGUUCAACGACAUCGUCAAGCCCAUGCAGCUCGGCGGUGUCUUUGCCUGGAGCAUGACCGAGGACAGCAACGACUGGGGUCACAUAAAGGCCAUGCAGGCGGGCGUCAAGGAGCUGUGA